This is a messenger RNA of Colletotrichum orchidophilum, 801 nucleotides long. Its product is annotated as cytochrome b5-like Heme/Steroid binding domain-containing protein. The record is from RefSeq and is a predicted model, not a curated record. NCBI's taxonomy places the organism in Eukaryota, Fungi, Ascomycota, Sordariomycetes, Glomerellales, Glomerellaceae. The coding region runs from base 1 to 801 and encodes 266 amino acids. The transcript has 2 exons. Gene Ontology annotation, cellular component: membrane; endomembrane system.
AUGGCAGACGACACAGCGAGUGUGCGGCAACGCAAAGCCGUCCAAGUCGUCGAAGACGAGGACAACUCCGUUGUGGAUACCCCGAUUGCAGGAGGGAAGAAGAGCAAAAAGUCCAAAAAGGACAAUACGUACACGGACGAGUACAGCCCCUACGUCGACGUCCUGCGCCUGCUGAGCUUCUUCUUCCUCGCCUCAUGCGCCCUGAGCUACCUCCAGAGCGGCGGCGAGAGCUUCUUCUGGGGCCAGAAGAACAAGCCCUGGUACAUGAGGCCCGACUACUGGAAGGCCAAAUGGAACGGCCCCAUCUACCUCACCCCCGAAGAACUCCUCCAGUAUGACGGCAGCAACCCCGACAAGCCAAUCUACCUCGCCAUCAACCACACAAUCUUUGACGUCUCCGCGAACCCGCGCAUCUACGGCCCGGGAGGCUCCUACAACGUCUUCGCUGGCCGCGACGCCUCCCGCGGCUUCGUCACGGGCUGCUUCGUCGAGGACCGCACCCCAGACAUGCGCGGCGUUGAGGACAUGUUCAUCCCCCUCGACGACCCAGAGAUUGACCGCCACUGGUCCUACGCCGACAUGCAGAAGCUGCAGGAACAAGAGCGCGAGGCCGCGAAGCAAAAGGUGCACGACGCCCUCAAGCACUGGGUCGACUUCUUUACAAAGAGCGACAAGUACGCCGAGGUCGGAAAGGUCAAGAGGGAGCCUGAUUGGUUGGAAAAGGAGGCUAAGAAGACGCUCUGCGAGCAGGCGCAGAAAGGACGGGUCAAGAGGAAGCUCCCCGGAGAAGAGACCAACUAG